CAUGUACACCUAGUAUAUAACAAGAGGGAGACAGGCUACAGAUUCACGGGAAGGUUUCGUCCUCGUUUCGUUUCUUGCAGCAGGAAGCCAAAGUGUAUUUCCCGAGCUUUGAUGUGAGCUAGCUGAUUUUGCUAGAGCUACAACAUGGCCGGUAGUAGCGAGCAGCAGCUGGUCGCCAACGCGGCGGCGACGACGGUGGCCGGGAACGGGAGCAGGUUCGCGGUGACGUGUGGCUUGCUCAGGCAGUACAUGAAGGAGCACAGUGGAAGCAACGGCGGCGGUGGCUUCUUGCCGGCGGUGACGGCCAUGAGCCUCAUGACCGGCGGCGCUGAUGCGGAGGAGGAGGCGCCGGAGGUGAGGAAGACCAUGGAGCUCUUCCCUCAGCAGGCUGGGACGCUGAAAGACACGCAAGAAAGGAAGGAGAUCACCGAGAAGGCGCAGCUGACCAUCUUCUACGGCGGGAGCGUGGUGGUGUUCGACGAUUUCCCCGCCGAGAAGGCCGGCGAGCUGAUGAAACUCGCCGGCUCCCGCGACAGCACGGCGGCGGCGGCCGUCUCAGACGCCGGCGCCGCAGCGGGGCAGCCUUGCCUACCAGACAUGCCCAUCGCGAGGAAGGUGUCGCUGCAGAGGUUCCUGGAGAAGAGGAAGAACAGGAUCGUCGUGGCGGAGCCACUGCCGGAGUCGGAGAAGAAGGAGGCGGAGUCGAGCAAGCGUGCCAAGAAAGACGAUGGCGGCGCGUCGUGGCUCCAGGUGAACCCCACUCUCAGCCUGUGAGCCGAAGAAACUGAAGAUAGCUGGAUCAAACAAGGAAAAAUUAAUUACUACUACUAGUAGUACUGUAUUGAUUUACCAUUUGAUUUCCACGUGUCUGUGGAAAGUGUGGAACCGUGUAUUAUUGAUCGUUUUUCCCCAUUUCUUACUAUUUUGCAACAGUUGUUGGUUUCUUCCGGGGGAAUUAGUAGCUAGGUAGCAGCUAUGAUUGGUUAAAUUAAUCUGUCAGCUUAUCUGUUUGUUUGAGAAUUCUUUGAUUAUUUGAAGAAUUCUUUCAUGCAUGCUGAUCUUAUAUGUAAGGAUCCAUGCACACGGAUUGAUGCCUGUCGGACCUAUGGCUUGUAAAUCCAAAUAAAAUGGUCAACAAAUGGUAUUAUCCUCUUCUGAUGGUUCAUGUUCU
Molecule: messenger RNA, 1171 nt
Organism: Oryza sativa Japonica Group (Japanese rice)
Lineage: Eukaryota; Viridiplantae; Streptophyta; Magnoliopsida; Poales; Poaceae
Source: RefSeq, a predicted model, not a curated record